Pelodiscus sinensis (Chinese soft-shelled turtle) is the source of this 525-nucleotide messenger RNA. NCBI's taxonomy places the organism in Eukaryota, Metazoa, Chordata, Testudines, Trionychidae. The record is from the annotation of a RefSeq genome assembly.
AUGGUGUUUUUUAUAUUUUUAUUUGAGGUUUGUUUUGUUUUUUGAAUUAUUAGUGUAGCUUCUGGUCCCUCUCCUUAUUAUGGGGUUGUUGGUUUGGUUUUUGGGGCGGUUUUUGGAUGUUUAAUGUUGGUUGGGGUGGGUGGGUCAUUUAUUUCUUUGGUUUUGUUUUUGAUUUAUUUGGGAGGUAUGUUAGUGGUUUUUGCUUAUUCUGUGGCUUUGACGGGGGAUCCAUAUCCUUCGGCUUGGCGUGGGUACGGGGAUUUAUUUUGUAUAGUUGGUUAUGUUUUGUUUGUUGUUGGUGCAGUUAUGUAUUGUUUUGAUAAGUGAAGUUUAGAGGGGUAUGGUGAUGUGGUGAUGGAUGCUAGUGGUCUGUUUAGUGUUCGUAUGGAUUAUAUUGGGGUGUCGUGAUUUUAUUCUUAUGGGUGUGUAAUAUUUUUGAUUGCGGGUUGGGGUUUAUUGUUGACGUUGUUUGUUGUAUUAGAUUUGGUACGUGGUUUGGCUUGGGGGACUAUUCGUUCUAUUAGG